Zychaea mexicana is the source of this 660-nucleotide messenger RNA. RefSeq lists its product as uncharacterized. The transcript has a single exon. Bases 133 to 645 code for a protein of 170 amino acids. The record is from RefSeq and is a predicted model, not a curated record. NCBI's taxonomy places the organism in Eukaryota, Fungi, Mucoromycota, Mucoromycetes, Mucorales, Lichtheimiaceae.
CGCACUGCAUGAUUUUGUUUUAUCACGCUUUCGACAUUGAUAAACCGACGCUAGAAAAUUCACAACCCCUCUGCUACCUUUCCUGAAAUAUACUUUUUGUUGCAUCUGCUUUCCUUGUGAAUAUGGAAGAUUAUGGACAAUAAAAAUGAUAACCGCAUAAACAAUCACAACACAUCCUCUUUCAAUACCUGGCGCUCGCCGCCUUCGCUGCCACAUUCUUCGACGCUCGACAAGACGGAACUUAACAAAUUGCGCAAGAAUCCAAACAGCCAAUGUCAUGGGAUUGACAAGCAUCGCAAGAAUUUGCUGCAGCGACGCAAACAACGACUGGAUGUUCAUAAGCAUCAGUCUUCCCGUAUACCAAUAAAGACGACCAGGAUCCAUGCAAGAAAUGCUAUUCAUAAAGCUACCAGUGAUUUGGCUGAUGCCAUCGCACUCGUCGGGCUGUCGUCGUCGUCGCCGUCAACCUCGUCAAGAGUUACCACUAACAACAGAAGCAAUAGUCGCCAUAGCAACAACAAUAACAACCGUUACCAUGAUAACAAUCUUGUCAUUAAUACUGGGCACAAUACCCUCAGCUUCACGCUUACGAACACCCACUUUAACGCAACGCAAUAUGGUCACUUUGAAAAAGAACAAAAAUGACACUAUGACACUAGC